Molecule: messenger RNA, 1447 nt
Organism: Marasmius oreades (fairy-ring Marasmius)
Lineage: Eukaryota; Fungi; Basidiomycota; Agaricomycetes; Agaricales; Marasmiaceae
Exons: 1
Coding region: 23-1246 (407 amino acids)
Biological process (GO): protein import into peroxisome matrix, docking
Cellular component (GO): peroxisomal membrane; peroxisome; peroxisomal importomer complex
Molecular function (GO): protein binding
Source: RefSeq, a predicted model, not a curated record
GCCUUACUUGUCUACCCCCACCAUGGGUUCCCCACCAAAGCCUUGGGAACGCGCAGGAAGCGUUGUCGCCUCAUCAACAGCCCCAACACUACCCUCGCCGUCGUCUGCAUCCACACCAUCAGUAACAGCGUCAUCGACAACAGCAGCAUCGUCAUCAUCAUCCCCUCCCACCGUUCCAGAACGCCCUUCAUCCUUCACUUCCCCUACAACAGCUACAACAACCUCACUAGCAUCUCCAUACUCAUACGGUACAUCUCCCUACAACCGAUUUGGUGCAGCUUCAAGCUUCGGCACACCCUAUGGCGGCGGAUACGGAGGAAUGGGAUAUGGAGGAAUGGGAGGAAUGGGAGGAAUGGGAUACGGAGGCAUGGGCUAUGGCGGUAUGGGUUAUGGCGGUAUGGGAGGAUAUGGAGGAUACGGAGGCCUCGGUAUGGGCAUGAUGGGUCCCAACGGAAUGCCCAUGAACGUCGACGCCAACGGAAACCCCAUCCCAAGCCUCUCCCAAACCCUCGAAGCCACAACUCAACACACCUUCACCCUCCUUCAUUCUAUCGUUCAAACUUUUUCUGGCGUUGCACAAAUGUUGGAAAGCACUUUCAUGGCGACUCAUUCCUCCUUCUUCGCUAUGGUCGGAGUUAUAGACCAGUUUGGACAGCUCCGGAAUGCGUUAGGAAGUGUUUUGGGGCUAUUAGGGCUCUUUAGAUGGAUCAAGGAGACGAUAACGGGUAAACCAGCGAUGAAGAGCGAGUUUAAGCAGUUUAUAAACGGGAAACCUGUUCAAGGUCCUUUACCUCCCCCUGGCGCCCCACAGCCACCAAAGGCAAGCAAGAAACCCCUUAUCAUAUUCCUACUCGCCAUAUUCGGUGUACCCUACGCCAUGCACAAGCUUGUCAAAACCCUUGCUGCCCGUGCAGCAGAACAACAGCGAAACGGUGGUGUCCUUCCUCUCAUCCCCGGCCAACCACUUCCUCCACUCGACCCUUCACAACUGACCUUUGCACGGGCAUUGUAUCCCUUCACGGCUUCGAACAACUCAGAGAUAUCGCUGAAAGAAAACGAGAUUGUAGCCAUCAUGGGGAAAUUCGACCCACAGUUGGGGCAAGAAGUCGAUCCUCGACAAGAAAUUGAGAACGCACAAUGGUGGAAAGGGAGAACGAGGGAUGGAAGAGAAGGAUGGUUCCCCAAGAAAUGGGUUGAAGUAUUACAGCGAAAGCAGCCUACUCCGACUUCAAAGUCAGCAGAUUAGCGGAUGCGUUCCUUGACAUAAUUUUUGUGUUCUAUUUUCUUUCCCUCGUUUUCCUCUUCUCUCUCCCCUUUCUCUUUCUCUUUCUCUUCCAUUACUCAGCAUUAAUGCACCCUCUGCCCUCGUUUCUUCUUUGCGACUACAGGUUGUGUAGGUUGGUUACAUUCACAACAGAUACGUUAAUACAUGGAUUUUAUCUACUCA